CGAUUUGCAUGCUAAAAAAUGCCAACCCCCUAGUUUUUGUGUUUACUUCUAUUUUUCUUCAAAUUUCAUUGUUGGAUUCAAUUGCUACUUCACACCUAAUCGUGAGAGCCAGAAGUGAGAACCAAGGCUUGUCUUCACAAUGGUGGUCUCCGUCAAGAAAGCACUGGUUUUCCUAGUUGCGCUAGUCCUACUUAUUGAACUGCUUUACGCCCAUCCAUAUCCUGAUUCAGGUUCACGUCGAUCAAACAGCCAGCGGGGAAACAGCAGAAGAUCCAGCACAAGAACAUCAAACACCAGAAGAUCGAGACAUUCUUCUUCAUCUUCCAAUGGCGGGUCAUCGUCAUCUUCUUGCAGAAGGGGCCACUGUUACUGCCAACUGGGGUACAAGCAAGUCGAGCUUCCAAAAUGGCCGAGUGAUUUCAAGAUUCGAGAGUACCCUAUUGACAAUCCACCACAAAGGGUGGGACAGCCUCGCAGUGAAAAAGACUGGGAAUGUCAAGACCUCUCGAGAUUUAGCUCAAAGUUUUAUUAUCAGUAUUUCCGAAAGCCUUACUUGUGCAUCAAGAAAAAGAAGGGAAAGACAAUGCCUCAAAUACAGUUCUCCAGCGUAAACAUCACUUCGAAGCGAUGUAUCCGCAUUGUGGAACCAACCGACUACACGUGGCAGAGUCCAUUCUUAUGUGUGCCACAUAAUUCUUGGUACAGAUUCAGUUGGGAGAACCAAGGUGUCCACGGGAGCACUAACUCACGAUGUCUCAAGUGGAAAUUGCCAAAAGGUAGUAAAGAAGGUUGGUGCAACAAUCACUUGUGUGCUCAGGAAAAAAGUGAUGGCAAAGUAUGUGUGGAAAUCGAUGAGUGUGAAAGCAACCCAUGUAAGAAUGGUAGCACAUGCAUUGACAAGCUAAAUGACUUUCAGUGCAACUGCCUGCCAGGAUACACAGGAAAGAUAUGCGCUACAAACAUCAAUGAGUGUGCCUCAAGCCCAUGUAAAAACGGCGGAAGCUGUGUUGAUCUUGUGAAUAAAUAUCGUUGUGACUGCAAACCAGGAUACACUGGAGUGAACUGCGAAACAGAUAUUAACGAAUGCGCUUCACAGCCAUGUAAAAAUGGGGGCACAUGUACAGAUGGUGUCAAUAAAUAUACCUGUUCAUGCGCAAAGGGGUUCAUAGGAACAAAUUGUGAAACGAAUAUUGAUGAGUGUGCUUCUACACCUUGCCACAAUGGAGGACUUUGUGUUGAUAAGGUAAAUAUGUAUAUUUGCAUAUGCAAGCCAGGCUACACAGGAACCCACUGUAAUAUCAAUAUAGACGAAUGUGCGUCUAAUCCAUGUCAGAACGGUGGUACAUGCAAUGAUGGAGUGAAUGGGUACACAUGCACCUGUGCUGCUGGAUAUUCAGGCAUUCACUGUGACGUCAACGUAAAUGAAUGUGCAUCGAAUCCAUGCCAAAACGGUGGAACAUGCAAUGAUGGAGUCAAUGGGUACACAUGCACUUGUGCUGCUGGAUAUUCAGGAAUUCACUGUGACGUCGAUGUAGACGAAUGUGCAUCAAAUCCAUGCCAGAAUGGUGGAACAUGCAACGAUGGAGUGAAUGGGUAUACAUGCACUUGUGCUGCAGGAUAUUCAGGUAUUCACUGUGACGUCAAUGUAGACGAGUGUGCAUCUAAUCCAUGCCAAAAUGGUGGAACAUGCAACGAUGGAGUGAAUGGGUAUACAUGCACUUGUGCUGCAGGAUAUUCAGGUAUUCACUGUGACGUCAAUGUAGACGAGUGUGCAUCUAAUCCAUGCCAAAAUGGUGGAACAUGCAACGAUGGAGUGAAUGGGUAUACAUGCACUUGUGCUGCAGGAUAUUCAGGUAUUCACUGUGACGUCAAUGUAGACGAGUGUGCAUCUAAUCCAUGCCAAAAUGGUGGAACAUGCAACGAUGGAGUGAAUGGGUAUACAUGCACUUGUGCUGCAGGAUAUUCAGGUAUUCACUGUGACGUCAAUGUAGACGAGUGUGCAUCUAAUCCAUGCCAAAAUGGUGGAACAUGCAACGAUGGAGUGAAUGGGUAUACAUGCACUUGUGCUGCAGGAUAUUCAGGUAUUCACUGUGACGUCAAUGUAGACGAAUGUGCCUCAAAUCCAUGCCAGAAUGGUGGAACAUGCAACGAUAGAGUCAAUGGGUAUACAUGCACUUGUGCUGCAGGAUAUUCAGGUAUUCACUGUGACGUCGACAUAGACGAAUGUGCAUCAAAUCCAUGCCAAAAUGGAGGACUGUGUGUUGAUCAAGUCAAUUUUUAUUCUUGUAUUUGCAAACAAGGCUACACAGGAAUUCACUGUGACGUCAAUUUAGACGAAUGUGCAUCAAACCCAUGCCAGAAUGGUGGAACAUGCAAUGAUGGAAUCAAUGGGUACACAUGCACCUGUGCUGCUGGAUAUUCAGGCAUUCACUGUGACGUCAAUGUAGACGAAUGUGCAUCAAAUCCAUGCCAAAAUGGUGGAACAUGCAACGAUGGAGUGAAUGGAUACACAUGCACUUGUGCUGCAGGAUAUUCAGGUAUUCACUGUGACGUCAAUGUAGACGAAUGUGCAUCAAAUCCAUGUCAGAAUGGUGGAACAUGCAACGAUGGAGUCAAUGGGUACACUUGCAGUUGUGCUGCAGGGUAUUCAGGCAUACACUGUGACGUCAAUGUAGACGAAUGUGCAUCAAACCCAUGCCAGAAUGGUGGAACCUGCAAUGAUGGAGUGAAUGGGUACACAUGCACUUGUGCUGCAGGGUAUUCAGGCAUACACUGUGACGUCAAUGUAGACGAAUGUGCAUCAGAUCCAUGCCAGAAUGGUGGAACAUGCAACGAUGGAGUCAAUGGGUACACAUGUACUUGUGCUGCAGGGUAUUCAGGCAUACACUGUGACGUCAAUAUAGACGAAUGUGCAUCAAACCCAUGCCAGAAUGGUGGAACCUGCAAUGAUGGAGUGAAUGGGUACACAUGCACUUGUGCCGCAGGCUAUUCAGGCAUUCACUGUGACGUCGACAUGGACGAAUGUGCAUCAAACCCAUGCCAGAAUGGUGGAACAUGCAAUGAUGGAGUCAAUGGGUACACAUGCACUUGUGCCGCAGGCUAUUCAGGCAUACACUGUGAUGUCAAUAUAGACGAAUGUGCAUCAAAUCCAUGCCAGAAUGGUGGAUCCUGCAAUGAUGGAGUGAAUGGGUACACAUGCACUUGUGCUGCUGGAUAUUCAGGCAUACACUGUGAUGUCAAUAUAGACGAAUGUGCAUCAAACCCAUGCCAGAAUGGUGGAUCCUGCAAUGAUGGAGUGAAUGGGUACACAUGCACUUGUGCCGCAGGCUAUUCAGGCAUACACUGUGAUGUCAAUAUAGACGAAUGUGCAUCAAAUCCAUGCCAGAAUGGUGGAUCCUGCAAUGAUGGAGUGAAUGGGUACACAUGCACUUGUGCUGCUGGAUAUUCAGGCAUACACUGUGAUGUCAAUAUAGACGAAUGUGCAUCAAACCCAUGCCAAAAUGGUGGAACAUGCAACGAUGGAGUGAAUGGAUACACAUGCACUUGUGCUGCAGGAUAUUCAGGCAUUCACUGUGACGUCAAUGUAGACGAAUGUGCAUCAAAUCCAUGCCAAAAUGGUGGAACAUGCAACGAUGGAGUCAAUGGGUACACAUGUACUUGUGCUGUUGGAUAUUCAGGCAUACACUGUGACGUCAAUAUAGACGAAUGUGCAUCAAAUCCAUGCCAAAAUGGUGGAACAUGCAACGAUGGAGUGAAUGGAUACACAUGCACUUGUGCUGCAGGAUAUUCAGGCAUUCACUGUGACGUCAACGUAGACGAAUGUGCAUCAAAUCCAUGCCAAAAUGGUGGAACAUGCAACGAUGGAGUUAAUGGGUACACAUGCACUUGUGCUGCAGGAUAUUCAGGCAUUCACUGUGACGUAGAUGUAGACGAAUGUGCAUCAAAUCCAUGUCAGAAUGGUGGAACAUGCAACGAUGGAGUUAAUGGGUACACAUGCACUUGUGCCGCAGGCUAUUCAGGCAUUCACUGUGACGUCGACAUGGACGAAUGUGCAUCAAAUCCAUGCCAGAAUGGUGGAACAUGCAACGAUGGAGUUAAUGGGUAUACAUGCACUUGUGCUGCAGGGUAUUCAGGCAUUCACUGUGACGUCGAUGUAGACGAAUGUGCAUCAAAUCCAUGCCAGAAUGGUGGGACAUGCAACGAUGGAGUUAAUGGGUACACAUGCACUUGUGCCGCAGGCUAUUCAGGCAUUCACUGUGACGUCGAUGUAGACGAAUGUGCAUCAAAUCCAUGUCAGAAUGGUGGAACAUGCAACGAUGGAGUUAAUGGGUACACAUGCACUUGCGCUGCAGGAUAUUCAGGUAUUCACUGUGACGUCAACGUAAAUGAAUGUGCAUCGAAUCCAUGCCAAAAUGGUGGAACAUGCAAUGAUGGAGUCAAUGGGUACACAUGCACUUGUGCUGCUGGAUAUUCAGGCAUACACUGUGAUGUCAAUAUAGACGAAUGUGCAUCAAACCCAUGCCAGAAUGGUGGAACAUGCAACGAUGGAGUGAAUGGGUACACAUGCACUUGUGCUGCAGGAUAUUCAGGUAUUCACUGUGACGUCAACGUAAAUGAAUGUGCAUCAAAUCCAUGUCAGAAUGGUGGAACAUGCAACGAUGGAGUGAAUGGGUAUACAUGCACUUGUGCUGCAGGAUAUUCAGGUAUUCACUGUGACGUCGAUGUAGACGAAUGUGCAUCAAAUCCAUGUCAGAAUGGUGGAACAUGCAACGAUGGAGUGAAUGGGUAUACAUGCACUUGUGCUGCAGGAUAUUCAGGUAUUCACUGUGACGUCGAUGUAGACGAAUGUGCAUCAAACCCAUGCCAGAAUGGUGGAACAUGCAACGAUGGAGUUAAUGGUUACACAUGCACUUGUGCCGCAGGUUAUUCAGGCAUUCACUGUGAAGUCGAUGUAGACGAAUGUGCAUCAAAUCCAUGCCAGAAUGGUGGAACAUGCAACGAUGGAGUUAAUGGGUACACAUGCACUUGUGCCGCAGGCUAUUCAGGCAUUCACUGUGACGUCGAUGUAGACGAAUGUGCAUCAAAUCCAUGCCAAAAUGGCGGAACAUGCAACGAUGGAGUUAAUGGGUACACAUGCACCUGUGCUGCUGGGUAUUCAGGCAUUCACUGUGAUGUGAAUGUAGACGAAUGUGCAUCAAACCCAUGCCAAAAUGGUGGAACAUGCAACGAUGGAGUUAAUGGGUACACAUGCACUUGUGCCGCAGGCUAUUCAGGCAUUCACUGUGACGUCGAUGUAGACGAAUGUGCAUCAAAUCCAUGCCAAAAUGGCGGAACAUGCAACGAUGGAGUUAAUGGGUACACAUGCACCUGUGCUGCUGGGUAUUCAGGCAUUCACUGUGAUGUCAAUGUAGACGAAUGUGCAUCAAACCCAUGCCAAAAUGGUGGAACAUGCAACGAUGGUGUUAAUGGUUACACAUGCACUUGUGUUGCUGGUUAUUCAGGCAUUCACUGUGACGUCAAUGUAGACGAAUGUGCAUCAAAUCCAUGCCAGAAUGGUGGAACAUGCAUUGAUGGAGUCAAUGGGUACACUUGCACCUGUGCUGCAGGAUAUUCAGGCAUACAUUGUGAUGUCAAUAUAGACGAAUGUGCAUCAAACCCAUGCCAGAAUGGUGGAACAUGCAACGAUGGAAUCAAUGAGUAUACAUGCACUUGUGCUGCGGGCUUUUCCGGUGUUAAUUGUGACGUCAACAUUGAUGAGUGUGCAUCAAGUCCAUGCCAGAAUGGUGGGACAUGCAAUGACGGUAGAAACAGUUUUACUUGUUCAUGUGUUGCAGGGUAUUCAGGGCUGUUUUGUGAGACUGAUAUAGAUGAAUGUGCAAGCAGCCCCUGUGUUAAUAAUGGCACAUGUGCAGAUUUAGUGAAUGAUUUCAGAUGUACCUGCAACAUUGGUUACACUGGAAAACGAUGCGAAGUCAAUAUUGACGAGUGCGCAUCAAGACCCUGCAAGAAUGGCGCAACCUGUAACGAUGGGGUGAACAAAUUCUCGUGUACGUGUAAGCCAGGGUACACAGGUAGAUUGUGUGAAACGGAAAUUAACGAGUGCGCAUCCACGCCAUGCCAGAACAAUGGGUACUGCUACGAUUUCGUCAACCUAUAUUACUGCGUCUGUGCAGCAGGAUUUAACGGUACUAACUGUGAAUUCGAAUGUCCUGAUGGAUAUUAUGGAUUCGAUUGCAAAGGUAUCUGUAGAUGCCCACACAAGCACCAAAAAUGCGACAAACAGAAUGGCUACUGUACUUGCAAGCCAGGAUGGUUUGGAAACAGUUGCGACAAGCCAUGUGCGGCCGGCCGAUACGGAAACAUGUGCCAAGAAAUUUGCAGAUGUCAAAAUGGGGGACAGUGUCAUCAUGUCACAGGGGCUUGUACCUGUCCUGCUGGUUACACUGGAACAUUCUGUGAAACAUCUGUGUUGCCACCAGAACCUACAGAGCCACCCGAGCCAUAAAGACUGUCAACUGAAACAGAGACAAACUCUUACAUAAAAUUACGAAGAAAUGACUUCAAAGCCCAGCAAAUCAUUCUCAAUGUAUUUCAAUAUUGUAUCUAAUGUCUAAUCGAUUA
Molecule: messenger RNA, 6621 nt
Organism: Rhopilema esculentum
Lineage: Eukaryota; Metazoa; Cnidaria; Scyphozoa; Rhizostomeae; Rhizostomatidae
Source: RefSeq, a predicted model, not a curated record